Messenger RNA from Suillus bovinus, 1417 nucleotides. RefSeq lists its product as uncharacterized. The transcript has 3 exons. Lineage: Eukaryota; Fungi; Basidiomycota; Agaricomycetes; Boletales; Suillaceae. Bases 169 to 1086 code for a protein of 305 amino acids. The record is from RefSeq and is a predicted model, not a curated record.
AUGUGGUGGCCGUGGUAGUACAGCAGUAUAUCCCCACAUUUUCUCACGACGGUGUGCGUCUUCCGAUUUCCGAAGGCAUUCCGAUGGACGCCCGCUUGAUCAGAUAUUAAAAAAUUGAAGAGUCCGACCAGUUAAUUAAGUAUCCAGUGUUCAACGUGUAUAGAGAGCAUGCGAGUGAGGAGGCAUCCGGAAGGUUGCAACUUGACGCUCUUUCGGCCGACUCACUUACACAACAGCAAGUCCUUUCACUAUUACUGGCCAGACGCUAGAAGGAAGGCCCUUAUGUCCUUCCUACCACGUCUUUUCAGACCGCCAGCGGUGAACUACAGAGCAUAUUCUUCUUUUUUCUCGUCUAAACCAGGCGGAGGACGAUACUUCAAUUCCGCUAAACCUCCCAAGCCUGUCGUUUCUUCCGGCAGAACAAAGGUUGACAACGGAAACACCAGCGUCGCAUCUAGCGAUGGAACAAGCAGUAGCAGCUCUGGAAAUGGGAAUGGCAAGAUGAAGGUCGGAGGUGCAGAUGAAAAUCCUUCGAUUCCAACCUCGAACGCGGUCGACGCAGCACGAAGUAACACUUCCCUGCCAUUCACGUCGCCUUCGGCGUUUUCAAACCAAUCCCAUCACCAAGUUCAUCCCACAAUAUCGUCACAGGAUUUCAAUCUUCACCAGUUUUUCUCAUUGCACCGACCGCUUUUGCUCUUAUCUCAGCCGCCAUCUACCAUCUUUGAGUCUGCGCCCCAGGAUGCGCCAUUCUUUCAGUCACCGGAGGAGUUUUCAACGACUCAAUCGCAGUCAGGGAAAUUUGCUACUCUCGACGAGCCGCCAGAAUCCUCGUUUGAGACCGAUGCUGAUGCCGCGAGGCAGCUUGGUCAUGCAUUGGUCAUGAACCGCGUGGGCGGAAUAGUGUCCUGGCAAAACACUUUGGCAAAACUUGGCUUGAGUGAGGAGACUGCAGAAGGUAGCGCAAUUAAUGCGAAAGAGUCUGCACAGGAGUGGGUCACUAUCUACGCUGAUAGCACAAAGCGAAAGAAGCGAAAGAAGAUGAAGAAGCACAAGUAUGUUUCAUACUCCAAUGUGAAGGAAUGACAGACUGAUUGAUUGCUCUCCUAUUCAGGUUGAAGAAGCGUCGCAGACUCACUCGCAUGCAACGUCAGAAUGCAAAGUAGAUGAACUCCGGUGGACAUUUGGCCACCCGGCACGCCGUGUAGCCGUAUUAAUUUCCCAGAUACAUCUUUUACAUUCUUUGGAUUGCUCCCCUCACCCAAUCAUCAUUUUCAUGUCCAAUCAUAUGCGUCAGGCGAUCUGAUUUUUUGUGGCUGAGGAUGAAUUCAACGGAUGUGUUUCCAAACCCGAACAGCACCCCUUCUCUGACCCUCCCCUUCCCACUCAAACCCACCCUUCCACACCUCUUCGUAAC